This is a messenger RNA of Dentiscutata erythropus, 1461 nucleotides long. The record is from the annotation of a GenBank genome assembly. Lineage: Eukaryota; Fungi; Glomeromycota; Glomeromycetes; Diversisporales; Gigasporaceae.
AUGAAUUAUAUAUCGAAAAAAUUUAAUCCUGCUCGAAGAAAGGCUGCUCAAGCAUUGAAGGCAGGUCAAUACGCAGAGGCAAUUAAAUAUUAUAAUGGACUUAUUGAAAACAGCCCUGAUAGUUCUAUGAGAUGUGAUCGUGGAGAAGCAUAUUUAUUUUUAAAUGAAUAUGAAAAGGCAAAAGAAGAUUUUGAUAUUUACAUUAAUAAAAAACCAGAUGAUGAACGUGGAUAUUAUCUUAGAGGAAUUGCUAAUGAUAAAUUAAAUCUUCGAGGGGAUGCAUUAAGUGAUUUAAGUAGAGCACUCAGAAUUAAAGAUGAUAAUCCUUUGGCUCUUGAAGCUUUAAAAAUUUGUGCAAGGCAUAAUUAUGAACUUGGAAAUCGUGAUAAAGCAUUUAAAGAACUUAAUUCAAUUUUACAAUUAUCAGCAAAUGAUACAUGGGCUUUGGAAAUUCGAGGAAAAAUGUACUAUGAUAAUAAACAAUAUCAAGAAGCGUUAAAAGAUUUUAAUUCGUUUUUAGUCAUUCAACCAACUAAUGUUAAUAUCUUAGAAUUAAGAGGAACUAUAUACAGAAAGUUAAACAAUUCUAAAGAUGCCUUAACUGAUUAUACUCAAGCAUUGAGAUUAAACUCACAUGAUCCAAAUAUUUUAAUAAAACGUUCAAAGACUUAUCUUAUUCAAAAAAGAUACAGUUUGACAAAGACAUUGAAUGUCAAUCCAAAUGAUAUAAAUGCACUAUCCGAUCGAGGAAAAAAUUAUAUGGCUUUGAAUAAACGAAACGAAGCAAUGUCAGAUCUAAACAAGGUCUUGUCGAUAAAUCCAAAUCAUGUCCAAGCACUCUUAACACGCGCUAAGCUUUGCCGAAUGCAGGAAAUGUACCAUGAGGCAUUGAAUGAUUUAAGUCUUGCAAUUACAAUUGAACCAACGAAUCCAAAACUUUUAAAAAGUAGAGGAAAAAUUUAUACAAUGAUAAAUGAGUAUGAAAGAGCAAUCCAAGAUUUAAACAUAGCCAUCGGUAAAGAAAAACGACCAUCAUCAUUUGAAUAUCGAGGAAAGUCAUUUCUAAUGUUAGGAAGAUAUAAUGAAGCAAUCAGUGAUUUCACCGAAGCAUUAAACCUAAAUCCAAAAAAAUCAACAGAAAUUCAUAAAGAGCAAAAGAAUUAUGAAAAAGCUAUUGAGGUGUUAACAAACGGGUUAGAAAAUGCAUCAGGUGAAAAGAAUAUGGUUCAUUUGUAUGUGGUUAGAGGGGAUAUUAAUAGAUUGCGAAAAGAAUAUGUAGAAUCUUUAAAAGACCUGGACGAAGCAGAUUUAGAUGUUUCAUUACAGGAUGAUCCUAAGAACAUUUUUGCAUUGUGUGAACGUGGUGCAGUUUAUAGAGAUAAAGGAAAUUUUAAAGAUGCUUGGAAUGAUAUCGAAAAUGCUUUGAAAUUAUCAGAGGAAAAUGAAGAUUAUUUAGAGUAA